Messenger RNA from Lactuca sativa (garden lettuce), 1467 nucleotides. RefSeq lists its product as uncharacterized. Lineage: Eukaryota; Viridiplantae; Streptophyta; Magnoliopsida; Asterales; Asteraceae. The record is from RefSeq and is a predicted model, not a curated record.
AUGGCAAUAUUGGUUUGUGUACAAACUUGGAUGUUGGUUUGGAAUGAAAGUGAGGACAAAACUUUUCUUGACGCAUGUAUCCAUGAACUAACCACUAAUGGUCGUGAGGGUUCUGGGCUUAAGGCUAGUUCAUGGAAGAUAGUACGCGAAAAAUUGAUGAACGAACACGGUAAAGAGGUUGAUCAAAAGCAAAUGAGAAACCACUUUGACUACUACAAAUCAAAGUAUGUUGCUUGGGUGAAACUGAAAAACAAAACCGGCAAUAUAUAUGACCCUAUAAAAAAUAAAUUUAACCUGACGGAUGAACAAUGGAAGGAAGAGGGGAAGCUGAACAAGUUCGUGUUGUCAUUGAAAACUAAACCCCUGCUGUUUCCUGAUCUUUGCACCCAACUAUUUGAAGGGUCGACCUCAACCGGCUUUCAAAGUUGGGGGCCAUCUUCUACACUCCCUCGUCCUGUAGAAGAGUUUAGUGUCCAUGAUUUUGAUGAUGAUGUUCCAAUGGAAACCUCAACACAACACGUAGGUGCAAGUGAAGAAUCUUCGGGGCGUUCAAAAAAUACGGAAGUUGGUGGAAACAAAAGAGUUGGUGGAAAAAAGAGAGAUGCAAGGGCGUUAGAAGUUGAAGAGGAGAUUGUCAAGCUUGCAAGGUCAAGUAUGGUUUCUGAUGGUGAAGUUGUAGCUUUUCUUUUACUUGUGUUUUAUUGGUUGAGGUCAAACCGACGCAGACUAAUACGAAUUCAUAGAAUUAGAGAUAACGAUUCAAGCGGGUAUGCGUAUACGCAAGAUUUGAUGUACGGAGACCCUACACAAUGUUACGAUAUGAUGCGUCUUACACAAGAGGACAUAAUGAACGUUUUCGCGCGGUUAAGGGAAGAUUUCAUCACUCCACACAAACGAUUCAUCAAUGUUUUCAUGAGAUGGGAGGGUAUAGCACAUGAUUCAAGAGUUUUGAAAGAAGUUGCAUUCAAUUCGACUUCUGGAUUUCCAUUUCCUCCACCGGAGAAGUAUUACCUUUGUGAUGCCGCAUAUACAAACACUCGUGGGUUUAUGGCUCCAUAUCGCAAUACUAGGUAUUGGUUAGCCGAUUUUCGAAGAGGCAGACCUUUAACUAGAGAAGAAAGGUUCAACUAUGCUCAUGCACAACUUAGAAAUGUUAUUGAGCGUGCUUAUGGUGUUUUGAAGGCGAGAUUCCCAAUCUUAAAACAAAUGGCUCCUUAUCCUUUUACCGUGCAAAGAGACAUAGUCAUUGCUUGUGUCGCGGUCCAUAAUUUUAUAAGGAAAUACAAUAUAGAAGAUGACUUGUUUAGAAAUUUUGAGGAGGACACUAUGGUUACUCCUGACGUCCAAGGUGGGGGAAUUGAUAGAGAAAACAUACAAGGCAUAGAAUGGGGUCCAGAAGCCGUUGAAUAUAUGCGUGUUUUGCGUGAUCAGAUUGCAAAUCAACUACUUUCACCUACUUUACGUUAA